AACUCACCGCCAUGAAAGGUAAGAGAAAGGGAGGGAGGGAGAGGGAGCGGGAGAGAGAGAGAGAGAGAGAAAGAGUGAGAGAGAGAGAGAGAGAGAGAGAGAGAGAGAGAGAGAGAGAGAGAGAGAGAGAGAGAGAGAGAGAGAGAGAGAGAGAGAGAGAUCAAGAAAGAGGUAGAAAGAGACGUAGAGAAAGAGAGGUAGAGAGAGAGAGAGAGAGAGAGAGAGAGAGAGAGAGAGAGAGAGAGAGAGAGAGAGAGAGAGAGAGAGAGCCCAUGGUAUAUAAUGCUUCGGGGAGCGACGGUAUUUUCCAAACUGGAUAUGCGGUUCGGAUAUUGGUAGAUAAGAAUGGCGGACAAUUCCAUCCACAAACUGCCUUCCGAACUCAAUACGAGUCGUACAAGUAUGUGGUAAUGCCGUUCGGACUCACCAACGCACCGGCAAGGUUCCAAGCUAAAAUGAACCACAUUCUACGCCCACUCUUGGAUGAAUGCAUGGUGGUGUACAAGAACGACAUCCUCAUCUACUCGCGCGACAUGCAGCAGCACAUCAAACACCUGCGAAGCGCCUUCGACAUGCUUCGACGAGAACGCUUUUACGUCAAAUUGUCCAAGUGUGAAUUUGCCCUUCAGAAGGUCCAAUUCCUCGGACAGGUGGUGAGCGCUCAAGGAGUUCACGUCGACCCCAAGAAAAUCAAAGCCGUACGCACGUGGAAGACACCCGAGAACGUGAAGGAGUUGCAGCAGUUCCUAGGCUCGGGUACGACCCCGUUACACUUCUUUCUCAUUUCCAUCCUUUCUCCUCUAUCUCAACUCAACUACCCGAUACACGACAAGGAGGCCCUUGCUAUCAUCAACGCCUUCAAAACGUGGAGAUGCUAUCUCGAAGGACGCAAGACGACAGUCUACACCGACCAUUGCAGCCUAAAAUAUUUGAAGACACAACCAAGCCUCUCCAGGCGGCAGGUCCGGUGGAUUGACUUCCUCGAGACACACUUCCACUACGACAUCGUGUACAAGCCCGACCACAAAAACAAAGAAGAUGCCCUUAGCCGGCCUGCACACCGACAUCUGCUACAGUGGGACAACGACAUCGCGUACCGGAAGGGAUCAAUGAAGAUCUGGGUACCAAAUUACCCUUCUUUGCGCCAGUUACUACUUGAAGAAUACCAGGACGUCCUCUACGCCGGACACUUCGGUAGCAACAAGACGCUGACUGGUAUCGCAAAGCACUACUACUGGCCCCACAUGGCAGAAGAUGUUCAGAAAUUCGUCACCUCGUGUGAUACAUGUCAACGGAUGAAGAGCAGUAAGCAGAAGAAGGCAGGACUGCUACAGCCUCUUCCUGUCCCAGAACAACCAUGGCAAGUGGUUAGCCUGGAUUUCAUCACCGGGUUACCGCCGACCACCAGCGGUCAUGACGCAAUCCUUGACGCCAUCGACAAGUUCUCCAAAAUGGGAGACUUCAUCCCGACACACACGACAGCACGCACUAAAGAAACAACACAACUCUUCGUUCGAUACAUCAUCUCACAGCAUGGCAUUCCAACCACACUUAUCUCCGACGGAGACCCCAAGUUCACCAGCAAGUUCUGGAAGGAACUUAUGUCUCUAUUCGGGACCAAACUCUCCAUGUCAUCCGCUUACCAUCCCCAUCUCCCAUCUAAACUUCGACCUCGCUUCUGCGGGCCUUUCCUCGUUGAAGCACAGGUCACUCCUGUCACCUUCCGCUUACGCCUGCCAGCCACCUGGAAGAUUCACAAUGCCUUCCAUGUCCAACUUCUGAAGCCCUAUCAAGAUCCGAACACGAUCUUCGUCGGACGCCAACCGCCGCCGCCGCCGCCCGUCCUCGUCCAGAAUGAACCCAAGUACGAGGUCGAGUCCGUGCUUGCACAUCGCCGUCGUCGGAAUGGCACCGUGGAGCUUCUCAUUCGUUGGAAGAGUUAUGAUCCUUCUGAGGACAGCUGGGUACCUGAGUCCGACAUGGGUAACGCCCGUCGUC
Messenger RNA from Closterium sp. NIES-67, 1998 nucleotides. The record is from the annotation of a GenBank genome assembly. Lineage: Eukaryota; Viridiplantae; Streptophyta; Zygnematophyceae; Desmidiales; Closteriaceae.